AUGGCUUCAUCCUUCUCACUUACCCGUCCAAUCGAUCGGAAAUGGUUCGCCGGAUUUCAUAAUCAUCCGUCUGUCGGGAAAUUGACGCCUGGAUCUUGUUCUUCCGCCCAAUUUUGUAUGUAUCGAUUGAACUCCUCCUUUUAUCCUAAAGGCAUGAGAACGUUGGCCGAACCUAUGUUAUCGCGGCCUUUACCGACACAGAACCCAUCAUCCUCGUCAUCUCCUUGGCUUAUGCUGCCGCCCGCCUUUGACGUCGACGCUACUGGCGCCGCCACCAGGAGCUACAAAUUCUACAGCCUCGCCGAAAACAAAAUCGUAACCCUAAGCACCGCAAAAAGCAGCGAAGAAAGAGAAUUAACGAACCCUCUGAUGCAUUUUAGGGGAUCUUCACACGGCUGGGUAGCUUUGUACGACCGCCGUAGCGAGGACGUGUUUCUCUAUAACCCAAUUACCCGUCGUCAUAUAAACCUCCCUCCCUUUCGUCACUUUCCCGAUUACCCUCCAAACGAGAAUGGAGUAUACAAGGUAAUACUCUCGUGCUCCCCGGACCACGAUGCACCAAAUUGUCGUGCUAUCAUGAUCUACAACAACGUACAAGCGCUGCCUUUCUGCUGCCCAGGGUUGAGCAAUGAGUGGACCCGAAUCGGAGAUCACCACUGGUUUGAUGAAGAAAAGGGAGAGGCCUUCUGCACAGGCUACAUAGACUGUGUGUUCUCCAAUAGACACGAAGCAUUGUUUAGCCUCACGAAUAACAUCGGGAAAAACGGGGUGUUGGAAUCUUGGGAUCUUGGGGACAUUGAGUCGCCGAGGGCUGUGAAGAUAGCCGAGGUUAGUUGGAAGGGCGGACGUCUGGGCCUCCCGAGGAGGACAAAGAAAGAUGAGAAGAAGAAGUUGUGGAUGACAAAUGAGCCAAUGGAGCAUUUGGUAGUGGCCGGGGAGGAUCUUCUUGUGGUGACUCAGCAUGUUGUUCAAUCAUUUGAUUUCGAUGGAGUGUAUGUCCAUAGCAGUGGCAAUGAACCGUAUGGCUUUGCCUACGAACGAGGACUUCCGGAUGUGACUGUUGAUUUUGAUGUGCAUAUAUAUGACCCUGAAGAUGGGGGACUUAAGUAUGUGGAAGGUUCGUGUUUGGGUGGUUGGGCUAUUUUUGUCGGCUUCUACAGCGACGCAGUCGCGUUGCGGGCGGCCGAGUUCCCGGAGCUCAAACCCAAUUCCAUUUACUUCACGGAUGCAAUGUUAGAUGCGCUGAUUGACGAUUGCCCAACUGGUGGCCAUGACAUUGGCAUUUUCGAUUACGAGAACAAGACUGUGUCGCCGUGCUAUUUUCCAUGUGAUGCUAAGAACCUGAGAAAGACUUUUCCAGCGCCUAUGUGGUUCUUCUCAAGUCGUGAAUGA
Messenger RNA from Striga asiatica, 1392 nucleotides. The record is from the annotation of a GenBank genome assembly. NCBI's taxonomy places the organism in Eukaryota, Viridiplantae, Streptophyta, Magnoliopsida, Lamiales, Orobanchaceae.